AUGCGUUCUCUAACCCGAAUCCUCAGUUAUCAACGUCAGUUUUCCACGUCAUCGCGAAGAUCAAAUUUCGAAAGGAAAACCAUCGAGACUGUUUGUCCCCGAAUUCACAAAUACUUGUUUCCUCACGUCUCCGUCCCAUCCACGUCAUCUGCCACUGAAUAUUCUGGAGCACUACCGGCACUUGUAGCAGAAAAUGUUGUGGAUCAUUUUCGGGUUUUGGCUGAAAAACAGACAUCAAACUAUCGGAAAUUAUUAGAAGAAGCGUGUCGAUUCGAUUUGAAUCGAGCAAAUGAAGUGUUGGAGAAUAUCAAUAAAAAUGAACUAUGGCAGUAUAAAACCGGCUGGACAAUGUAUCCAUUCGACAAUCCUCGGAAUUCGCAACCAAUUGAUUCUCCGAAAGAUUCGAUUAUUUUCUUCGAUAUCGAAUUGGUUGUUCUCGAUGGAACACUUCCAACACUUGCAAUUGCAUUAGGAGAAAAUGCGUGGUAUGGAUGGUGCAGUGAUCGUUUAAUCAACGAAACUGACUAUCCGGAUGUCCCAACAAGUGAACAUUUGAUUCCUAUUGGAGAUAUUGGAAAGGAGAAAAUUGUAAUCGGGCAUAAUGUUGGAUUCGAUCGAGCCAGAUGUCUAGAGGCAUAUCAGAAGGAAAAUGGAUCGAAAAUUCGAUUUAUGGAUACAAUGUCAAUGUCGAUUCCAAUGUUUGGAAUGGCUGAUCAUCAGCAAGCAUUGUUUGGAAUGUAUGAUACAGAUAAUAAUGAAGCGAAUUCCGAUUGGGUGAACACGUGGAAAGACAGAGUGUCGAAAAACUCACUUGUUGCAGUCCACGAACAUUUCUAUCCUUUCAGAAAAUUACAAAAACACCAAGAUGGUGAUGAAUCGAAAGAGAAACAACGAUCAGCUUUCGUCAAAGAACCCAUCGAGAAUAUCCGUCUGAAAUUCCAAAAAUUGAUGACAUACUGUGCACGGGACAAUAUUCUAUGUGCUGAAAUCUACUUUGGAUUGUGGCCAGAAUUUGUAAAACGGUUCCCACACCCGGCGACUCUGUCUGGAAUGCUAAAUAUGGGAAAUGUGUAUCUGCCUAUUAAUAGUUACUGGAAGAUGUUUUAUGAAAAGAAUGUGCAGAUUUGUGCGGAAAAGAAAACAGAAGCGACAAGGAAGAUUGUGGAAGCUGCGAGGUUGAUGGACAGUGGAGAGGAGAAUGAGGAAGGAGAAGUUGGAUUAGCAGAUAAAGAUGUUUGGAUGUGGAAUCAAGAUUGGUCAGUUAACUCAAAAUCGGAAUGUCACGAGUGGCUUAUCAAACUAUUCAAAGCUCGAAAAUUUGUGAAUUUGGGUUUGGAAGAAGUCGAUAGUGAGCACAUUGCUCUGAAAAGCCAAUUGAUUCCAGCAAUUUUCGGAUUCGUUUUCGGCCCGUUUCCUCUUUUUAAAACAAGAACAAAAGGCUGGGGAUUCUUGGUUCCGAAUUGGAAAGCUGUUGAGAAGAUUCUGGAGAAUCCGGAAUGGAAUUCUAUCGAAAUGAGAGUUGAUGCGAAAGCAGACGCAGUGAGAAAGCAGUUUCCUCUUCGAAAUUUCUAUGAAACAGUUCAAAAUAACGUUUAUAUGUUUGGAGAACUUCCGAUUUCACCGGAUAAAAAAGGAUUCGAAAUGGAUGAAGGUGGACUCGUGAGAUUUUAUCAAUUGGAUCAUCCAACUGGAGAAGGAAAUGUUGGAGAUCCAUUGACUAAACAUUUCGCAAAAGAUCUGAAAGAACAAGUGUUGAGACCUACUAGACACGAAGAUUUAUUCAGUGUUGUUCUCGAUUCAAUUCAAACUACUCAGUUCUGGACGAGUUACAGUGAUAGAUAUAGAUCAGAAGUCGCUAUUUGGUAUCCUGAAAAGAAAUGGAAAGUCGGAGAGAAUGAGAUGAUGGAGGGUGCAAUUGCAGCAGCAGUAGUGCCAGCUGGAACUGUUUCUCGGAGAAGUGUACAUAAAUUAUGGGUCACUCUAACAAAUCAAUCAACUGGACAUGUCAUUGGAACUGGAAUUAAAGCAAUGGUUCAAGCGCCAGAAGGAUUUCGAUUAGUUGGAGCUGACGUGGAUUCACAAGAACAAUGGUUGGCGGCGUUGUAUGGAGAUGCGAGCGCAGAGAAGAGAUUACCUCUCGAACUCCGCGUUCCUGGAAAAACGGCCUUUUCGAACAUGAUGCUUGCUGGCUCCAAAUCUGACAACACAGAUCUACAUUCGGUCGUUGCGAAUCAAUUGAAAAUUAGUCGAAAUCAUGCGAAAGUACUGAAUUAUGCUCGAUUGUAUGGUUCUGGAGAGACUCAUGCUGGGAAACACUUGAUGAGAAUUGGUGGAAUGAAACAGACGGAUGCGGAAGCAACGGCUGCACAAUUAUUCAAAUUGACAAAAGGAGAAACUGCGAAAUAUAUGAAAGUGGAUUUGAAAAUGAAUUGUUUUGUGGAUAAAUACAUUGAGGAGACGGCGAAAGAUCCAGAUUCAUCGAAGAUUUUAACGAUUGACGGAGUAUAUUAUAUGCCGAGUUAUUCGAGUCAAUUCUCAUCUGAAACUGUUGAAUUCGAGAAUUGGUUUCUCUCAAAAUACUCGUCACUUCUUAACCUCAAUGAGUCUCAUCAGGAUAAUUUGAUUUAUUCGAUUUAUGAAAAUGCGGAAGAUCAGAGGAAGCUCUUCGUCGGUGGAUACGAAUCUUCGACUUUCAACUUUUUGGAGACUUCUGCAGCAGCUCAUGAUUUGAGAACUCCUAUUUUGGGAUGUCAGAUUGCGGAUUCUUUGGGAAAAUUGCCGGAGGGAACUCCUGAUUCAGCGUAUUUCGAUCGGAGAUAUAAGAGAUCUGUUAUGAAUUGGAUCGUCCAAUCAUCUGCAGUGGACUUCCUCCAUCUCCUACUCAUUUCCAUGCAAUGGUUGUGUGAUAUCUACAAAAUCGAUGCGCGUUUCGUGAUUUCGAUUCACGAUGAAGUUAGAUACAUGUGCAAAGAAAAAGAUGCUCCGAGACUUGCUCUGGCUCUUCAACUUUCCAAUUUAUUAGUCAGAGCAUUUAUUUCACAGAGAGUUGGAAUAUGUCAAUUACCGAAUACCGUUGCCUUCUUCUCUCAAGUUGAUUGCGAUACUGUACUCCGAAAAGAGGUCGAUACGGAGAGUAUCAAUCCCGAUGGAACGAAAAUUGAGAAUGGAGUUGCGUGGACAAUUGAUGAUCUGUUGAAACUUACCGGUGGAAAACUUGAUUGA
Molecule: messenger RNA, 3222 nt
Organism: Caenorhabditis remanei
Lineage: Eukaryota; Metazoa; Nematoda; Chromadorea; Rhabditida; Rhabditidae
Exons: 9
Coding region: 1-3222 (1073 amino acids)
Biological process (GO): mitochondrial DNA replication
Cellular component (GO): gamma DNA polymerase complex; mitochondrion
Molecular function (GO): DNA binding; 3'-5' exonuclease activity; DNA-directed DNA polymerase activity
Source: RefSeq, a predicted model, not a curated record